Molecule: messenger RNA, 1023 nt
Organism: Kuraishia capsulata CBS 1993
Lineage: Eukaryota; Fungi; Ascomycota; Pichiomycetes; Pichiales; Pichiaceae
Exons: 1
Coding region: 1-1023 (340 amino acids)
Source: RefSeq, a predicted model, not a curated record
AUGUCAGUAUGGGCCAGCGGAGUUGUAAAUUCAGUGAGAGACAAAGCCAUACGGCAAGUGGAUGAAAAAGUGAUGCCGUUCGGACUGAAAUUGGGAGACUUCUCCAGCCUGUUGUCUGCGGGAAUUGAAGAGGAUUCUGGUGAUGAAAGUGAGGUUACGAUGUUGGAAGAGCCCAGUGUUGGCGAGAUUGUGAUUCAAAAACGUAGGGACAUGGUGCUUGGUGAACGCAACAAAACCAGCAGCACAGAAUACACGGUGGAGAUCAGCCUCCCCAGCUGGUUGGACGAAUCUGCAGUGGAUGCACCUACAGUUGCAGUAGGAGUAGAGGAACUUGCUAGAAGUUUUGACAAGGCCUUGACGGACAAUCCGGAAGCGUUUCAAAGACAUUAUGCAAGUGCUCUGGCACGUUUGAUGGACGGGCCGGGAGACAAAGAUACAUUUUUGGAUGAAGUUUACUUGGAACUGGAUCCUGAGAUCAAGUUCAGACUAUUCAAGCAGUGUUUGGGUGAUUCAAGGUUCGUGGGAGCGUUCAGAAACUGGGCCAAGAAAGAUUCUGGUCAGAGUCCACCUCGACAGCAACCGGAAUCUGAUUACCACAAAUUUCUGAAAGACGGUUAUGGGUUAAACACAGGGUCACAUGGCAAUCUUCAGAGCGGGUAUACGUUUGAGGAGUUUCUAUUGCGAGUUAUCGACUCUGUCUUGACCAUAGCGUUGAGUCUGUGGAGUCGGUUGUUUCUGGCAGUGUAUCCUCUGAUUGCUGUAUUUUGGCUAGAAGCCAGGAAACUCAACCAGAGGUACGAGGCUACCAACAGACUUGCCAGGUUUUCCAUGAGACUGGUGUUGUUAGUUCUCGACAAGCUAGUUGCUCUAGUUGGAGUGGGACCGAUAGGUAAAGACCAAAACCCAAAAAGGACCAAGAACAACAAGAGAACCGCCCAGGGCAAUAAGAUCGCCUGGGACUAUGCCAAGCCGGCACUGGACUCUAUUUUCGAUUAUGCCCUUUCUACUUAUCGAGAGGGGUGA